Messenger RNA from Toxorhynchites rutilus septentrionalis, 1487 nucleotides. RefSeq lists its product as uncharacterized. Bases 342 to 1124 code for a protein of 260 amino acids. Lineage: Eukaryota; Metazoa; Arthropoda; Insecta; Diptera; Culicidae. The record is from RefSeq and is a predicted model, not a curated record. The transcript has 2 exons.
CACGCGAGCGCGCCGUUCGUCAGUUUCGAGAGAACCGUGUUCGUUACAAGUUGCGUGCUUACGAACGCUCGUUUGCUUGCGUCGCGUUGCUACCUCAUAUUAAGUUCUUUUUUUUUGUUUUCCAUUCCCCCUGAAUGAAUGUUUUAGUUCCAAAAGUGUUCCCUGCGUCGAGUGAUUAUUGCAACAUUCCCCCUUUCUGAUAUAGUGAGCUGUGCCUGCCAGGCUGAAUGUGAAACAUAAAAACCUUCGGAAUCGAUAGCCCGGUGGUUUCGAAUCGAACACGACUGUGUCCACAGUGGAAACAAGGUUAAAUUUAAGCUUUGAACAACGAGCAACGCGUCAUGAAUUACGGUCGGAAGACUCCGUCGACCUACAGGUCGACUCCGUCGGUCUACUCGCACAUCACGAGUAGAUCACAAUCGAAUCUGCACUCGCAGCGAUCGCGAUCGAUGAAAUCGAUCCGGAUACCGUGGUAUCAGAAGCCGAUUCUGCACAAUAACAAAUACAUGGACAUCCAGCGGGGUGCGAUAAUUACUGGCACUUUUUCGAUCUUCAUAGCACUGUUCACGAUUAUCACUUCCGUCUUCGACAUAUACUGUCUGGUAAUGGCUGCUCCCGGAUCCACACACUACGGAUACUACGUCAUUUCGUAUGAAUUUGUGUACGUAGGCAACAAACACGUGCGAAAUGCCCUAAUGAUCGCGGCACUAUUCUCCUUAAUCUGUGCGCUCGUAAUCCUUAUAACCAGCAUAAUGUUGGUUCACGCGCUGCGCAAGGAACACGAGAAUCGAAUUGUGCCCUGGCUGUGGACAUUCGCCAUCUUCACGAUAUUCAGAUUUUUGGCUCUGCUGCUAUUUUCGAUCGUCAACGAUCUCAUCUUCGCGUAUAACAUUCUAAUCACCCUCAUCUGGAUCGUAAUUGUGAUUGCAUCCAUCUAUGGGUGGUUGCUGGUGUACUCGCUCUACCUGGAACUAGCCGACCUGACGAAGCUGGAGGAUCUCGCUCAUCUCCGGAUGGGUACGAUGCAGUCGCUCAACGCUUCGGUGGCGCACUCGCUAGCCGGGUCACGUCCCACGACACCACACAGCACGGUAUCCACUAUGCCGGUGGGAGGAAUAGUCUAGGCAUCCGCCGACAAUCUGCUGAGGCCAGAAUCUCAAUCACAACAAAUCAAAUAACGUUAAGUGAUGACGAAACCGUUGAACCAUACGGAACAUAGCUGUUAAGUCCGUCCGUCCGAGUUUUUAAUUUUUAAGCCACUAGCGCAAACAGAGCACACACACCUUUAAACGCGAAAGUACUAACGAAUGUCAGUGAACAUAUUUAACGAACCGUAAAUGUGCCUUUUUGGAUAAAAUAAAAACUAGAAUCGUGUUAGGUUUAAUCCGUUUUAGCCUCGUAUGUUUUCAGACGAAGAGACGAAGAGGUGUUUUCCUUAGAUAUAGCGUAGUUGUUAAGAAGAAACAUAAAAAAUAUUAAAAGAAAAA